This is a messenger RNA of Penicilliopsis zonata CBS 506.65, 1122 nucleotides long. RefSeq lists its product as hypothetical. The record is from RefSeq and is a predicted model, not a curated record. The coding region runs from base 1 to 1122 and encodes 373 amino acids. Gene Ontology annotation, molecular function: FMN binding; oxidoreductase activity. The transcript is spliced from 3 exons. NCBI's taxonomy places the organism in Eukaryota, Fungi, Ascomycota, Eurotiomycetes, Eurotiales, Aspergillaceae.
AUGGCAAACCGCGCCAAAACCCUCAAUGCAGACGUCUUUACCAUUGCUGACCUGCGCGACAAGGCAUCCAAGAAGCUGCCAAAAGCAUACAGGGAAUUCUACAAUGAAGGCGCCAUGGACAUGAUCAGCGUGCAGGACAAUGAAGCCGCCUACAACCGCUACAAAAUCCGGCCUCGCAUCCUGCGCAACGUCGCCGACCUCGACACAUCCACCGACCUGUUCGGCCACCGCAUCAGCUUCCCCUUUGCCUUCUCCCCCGCGGCCACGCACAAGCUGGCGCAUCCCGACGGCGAGCUGGCCACGUCGGCCGCCGCCGCCGCCUGCAACAUCCCCAUGGCCCUGUCGGCGUACGCCAGCUGCGCGCUGGAAGACGUGAUCCGCCAGCGAGGCGAGCAGGGGACAAACCCGUACAUCAUGCAGUUCAGCAUCCUCAAGGACCGCGCCCUCACCCAGCAGAUCCUCCAGCGCGCAGAGAGCGCAGGCUACCAGGCCGUCAUGAUGACCGUCGACGCCCCCCUGCUGGGCCGUCGUCUCAACGAGUUCCGCAACGCCUUUGCCCUCCCUGCGGGCGUCGGAUACCCGAAUCUCAGGCUGGCCGCCAUGGCCGAUCUGGUCGACCAGGGCGCCGGCCUGGCCUACGAAGACGCCUGGGAAUGGGAUCAGGCCAUCCCCUGGAUCCGCAGCGUCACCCGCCUCCCCAUCUGGCUCAAGGGCGUCUACACGGCCGAAGACGUUGCCCUGGCCAUCCGCCAUGGCGUCGAUGGCAUCCUCAUCUCCAACCAUGGCGGCCGCCAGCUCGACGGCGUCCCGGCCACGCUCGACGCCCUGCGCGAGUGUGCCCCCAUCGCCAAGGGCAAGAUCAAGAUCGCCGUCGAUGGGGGGAUCCGUCGCGGGACAGACAUCUUCAAGGCCUUGGCUUUGGGCGCCGAUUAUUGCUUUGCAGGCAGAAUUCCCAUCUGGGGGUUGGCAUAUAACGGCUCGAAAGGCGUCGAACUCGCUGUCCAGCUGCUGCAUGAGGAAUUCAAGCUCGCCAUGGCUCUGGCCGGCUGCAGGACCGUCAAGGAUAUCAACAAGAGUCAUCUUUCCAUUCUGCAGAACGACGGCGUUCUUUCGAAGCUGUAG